CGAUCAGGUCCAGGUCGCGUAAAAGAAGGUGCGGAUCGCAGUCCGCAGAAUGUAAACAAAAAUGGCUGCAUUUGUCGCGGAACAAAUCAGCCCGCGAGAUUCUAGGUGAUUUUAGGUUUUAGGUUAGCCGCGCGCCACGCGAAGAGGUUAGGAUUCUAAAAGCGAGCCGUGCCAUUUCUCCUACGCACUUUCAACGUAAUCUUCGAGUAAAAUGAUACGACGAAGUCCAACUCGGAUAGAAAUGCGUUUGGAUGACCUGCAAAUAUACGAGGAAAUAAGGAAAGCACACGAGUCUAAGAAAGAUCCCGAAAGAAAAGCGUCCUCAUCCAUGAAUCCACCCUCAUGGGGAGGCAAGAUUCCUCAGAGCGAGAUUCAGGAACGCAUUGGUUACGUGCCGCAACAUCCAUCCGCGCACAAUCGAGCCACAACAUAACACUCGAUUCAAGACUUGGGAUACGAAUUACAAAAUGAAUUGAAAGCAACAGUCAAAUUAUGCAUUCCAACUAAUUUUUGAUUUUAAACAGUUGAAUACAUUUAUA
Molecule: messenger RNA, 539 nt
Organism: Atta colombica
Lineage: Eukaryota; Metazoa; Arthropoda; Insecta; Hymenoptera; Formicidae
Product: anaphase-promoting complex subunit CDC26-like
Exons: 2
Coding region: 212-433 (73 amino acids)
Biological process (GO): anaphase-promoting complex-dependent catabolic process; protein K11-linked ubiquitination; regulation of mitotic cell cycle
Cellular component (GO): anaphase-promoting complex
Source: RefSeq, a predicted model, not a curated record